CUAAAAAACAAACCAGCUCCAUUAUGCCCAAUAAUAGCAGUUAUUUGAUUUCAAUAUGAAAGAACAAUGAUUUAUAUUAAUUUAAAUAAAAAACUUUAUCAAUCAACACCUUUUUUAUCAAUUAUUUAUUUUAUUAUUAUUUUAUCUAGUCAUAUAUAUUGGAUACUUAUUUGGUAUUUUGAAAAAGUUUAUCCUGGUCACUUAUUUUUCGUCUUUAUUGAAAAUGAAAUUUUUUUCUUUUGUUCAAUAUUUUCUAGGUCAAUAUGGAAUUGGUUUAUCAUGGAAUUUUCCAUUUUCAAUUGAAUAUUGGAAAUCAGUUAAAAUUGAAUUUAAUAGAAAAAUGUCUGAUGAUAGUUUAGAUUCUCAAUCAGAUGACUUUCAAUACAAUGAUAAUAGUCUUAUUGUUCAAGUUGAAUCAAUUCGAAAAUAUUUUACUCAAACGAAACGAACCGUCAUCAAUAAUAUAUCAUUUAAUUUAUAUCGAAAUCAAAUAACUGCUAUUAUUGGGCAUAAUGGAGCUGAAUAUUAA
Molecule: messenger RNA, 529 nt
Organism: Rotaria sp. Silwood2
Lineage: Eukaryota; Metazoa; Rotifera; Eurotatoria; Philodinida; Philodinidae
Source: the annotation of a GenBank genome assembly